Molecule: messenger RNA, 1342 nt
Organism: Leptinotarsa decemlineata (Colorado potato beetle)
Lineage: Eukaryota; Metazoa; Arthropoda; Insecta; Coleoptera; Chrysomelidae
Product: corticotropin-releasing factor-binding protein
Source: RefSeq, a predicted model, not a curated record
AUAAGAUCUUGAACAUACUUAUAGAUUCAGAUAAGAAGAUUCAAUGGCAAAACAAGGAAAUCUCUUUAGUUCGAAGUUACGUUUUAAUGGUGUUGAUCCGAUUUUCCAAUAAGGUAACUCGAGAAUUGCGGCUAUUCUUGGGGACUGUCCUACCAGUGAAAUGUUAUCAAAUAAUCAAACUAUAAGUAUUUUUGGCUGAUCUUAUUACCAAUGGAAUCCAGUUAGCUCCAAACAAUAAGGCAAUAUCACUAAGAUUUAUAUACCUGAAAGAGAAAUCCCAUUUGAAGAGGAAUUCCGAGGACUUGGAACAAUAGUGAAAACGAUAACAAAGUCACGGUGCUUUUGUGUUAUUCAUCGUAUCAAUUCCGCCCGUGAAGUUGAGAUUUGAACCGGAUCCCACAAUGUGCCGUGGUGUAGAUAAAAUAAACAUCGAGAAUAAUAUUUUGGCCCUCACGAGAGCAAACUGUGUAUAUAACAUCAAGUACAAAAAGAAAGGAGAUCGGUUGGUACCCGAUGUGAAUCCGUAAUAGCAAAUUAAUUGAGCGUUUGAUUAUUCAAGCCAAGAACUGGUGGACAUUGAAGUGUUCGUGAAUUGGAGAAAUCAACAUCUGUUAUAUAUCAAAAUAAGUUUUGAGUGAUGACUUUUCUGAAAACCAACUUGUAGGAGGUAUAUUGAGUUGGGACUGGUGGUUUGUAUAUAUUCUAAAGCAUUCAUACUCAUGUUGGCUUGAACAGUGGGCAGCUAUAGAAAGGAAAUCAUCACAGAAUCACCCCCUCCAAUAUUACCACGACCUCCAGUAACAACCUGAACAACAUCUGGAACUCACUCAAAAUGUUGAAUACAAUCGAUAUAUUUACUGUUGAAUAUAAUCUCUGAACUUGAAGAACGUCAAGUGAAAAAACAAUCUUUCAUCGGUACUUGAAACAGUGCGGCAGUGCGUGUUUGAUAGAAAAACAAUCGGAAAACGACGUCGUCGAUUCGUUUGGGCGCAAGGGCCGUUGUGGCGCGUUCGAACGACGCUAUAUAACUGAGAGCGUCGUGAAGAGAUUUCACAUUACGCGUCGCGACACCGUGUCCGAUCUGGUGGAAGAAGACUGCCACCUGUUAGGAUGAGUAACCUGGCCGUAGUUUUCCUGGUGGCGAGUUUGACGGUGGUGGUUUCCGGCCAACCCGAAGGCGGGUUGACUGUGGCUUCUGCAGUUGGUCACUCUUUCUUUCCUCGAAGCAGGAUAAACCUGAAACCACUCUCACUGGGACGAUUUGAGGUGCGACGUGAAUUUCCUGCGGGAGCAUUUUCAUCGUCAUCCCGCACGAAGAGAACACUGGAUCACCACAUCACAG